Molecule: messenger RNA, 4137 nt
Organism: Closterium sp. Yama58-4
Lineage: Eukaryota; Viridiplantae; Streptophyta; Zygnematophyceae; Desmidiales; Closteriaceae
Source: the annotation of a GenBank genome assembly
AUGAUUGGGGAGGAGCCUAGACCGAGUGACCCCACGCUGCAGGAAGAUUGGGACGAGCGCUCUUCGGCUGGCUACUAUUUGAUGUCGCAGAGUUUGGAGCUGAACCAGCGUCACCACGUCAUGCACCUGCUGCAGGAGGUUGAGUGCGGUCCGAAGGCGUGGACCGUGUUGAAGGAGCUGCACGCCCCGACCUCCGUUGUCGCAACGUUGAUGCUGGAGAGGGAGCUGUCCGCGUUGCGCCUGAGCGAGGGAGAGCCGGUGCAACCAGUCCUGGACAAGAUGCGCGACCUCUACGCGAAGUUGGCGACCGCGGGAAUCACCUACCUGGAGCAGACCAAGUGCUUGAAGAUGCUCUCGCUGCUGCCAGAAUCGUGGCUUCAAUUUACGAGCGGAUUGAGCCUGCCGCAGAACCAGAGCUUGUGGACGCUCGAGUGGGUGCGGACGAAGAUUCUGGAGGAGGACUUCCGUCGCCGCCAACUGAGGGGUGGAGACGACGGCAGCAGCGGCUACGGGAUGCAAGGGAGCCGACGUGGCAGAGGACGUGGCUUCGGUGGUGCUGGACGCGGUGCAAAGAAAGACGACGACUCCAACGACCAACAAGGAGGUACCGGUUGGGGUCGCGGUGCGAAAUCUGGACGUGGGGGCAAGUCGGGUGCUGGUGGCAAAAUGAAAGGGAGUUGCUGGUAUUGUGAGAAGGAAGGGCACCCUUGGUUUUUGUGCUAUAAGAAACCCGAUGGAUGGACCCCCAGAAUCGUCACCAGGAUGGCCGGCGGCGGAGGAAACCAGAAAAACGGCGCCAACAUGGUCGCUGAUUCGUCCGACAACAACCCGAAGGGCAACGGCGGUGCGGAGAAGAAGAAGGAGCGCACCGCGGGCCAUUCUUCAUGUGGGAGACAAGGGGAGCAAGGAGACGCCUCUGCCAAAGUUGGAGCAGAGCUGCACCCCCUAGACUAUUGGGUGUUGGACACAGGCGCUGCUUGGACGAUGACGCCGCGCAAGGACCUGCUGGACGAAGUACGAGCUGCACCGAUCAAUGAAGUGUGCUCCGCCUCUGGACACAUGUUGAAGGUGGCUGGUGCGGGACGAGCUGCGUUUAAGGGAGCGGAUGGCAAGCCGGUGGUGCUGCACGACGUUCUCUUCGUCCCCGACCUGAAGGCCAACCUUAUCUCCCUCCGUAAGCUUGGCAAGGCUGGGGUGAACACCAACACGGAUGGGGCACGCACUUAUAAGGGGAAGCUGGGCAAUCGGGUGCUUUGGGAUCUGCACGAGAGCAAGGACGUGUACAGAUCUAUGUGGCAGCUGCCGGCCCUGGCGUGGCAUGGUGGGGGGCAGGCUGGAGAGGGGUCUGCAUCCCAGGGGGAGUGCAAUGCCGUUGGAGGGGUUGGUGUGAAAGUGUCGGCCAGAUCUGGGGAGACAGAUUGGGCAACGGCACACCGGCGCUUAGGGCAUGUGGCAAUGCCUUUGCUGAAGCAGCUGGAGAAGGAUGGAGCCGUUAAGGGUCUGAAGCUGAACGGACAGCCACCCGAUGACAACUGUGAAAUCUGUUUGCUUUCAAAGUUCACCCGUUUCCCUUUCCAUAGUGUGGCUGGCAGGAGCAAGAAGCCUUUGGAGCUGGUCCACAUGGACUUGGUGGGGCCGCUGCCGAAGGACCACGCCGCCUCCACGAUACGGGACGAUUGGCUGCCAUUCGUGGAGAAGCAGGCGGAGUGUGUAGUAAAGCGGAUUAGGACAGACCGGGGUGGUGAGUUCCUUGGAGCUGAAAUGACGGCCUGGCUCAAGAAGCAGGGCAUCCAGAGAGAGCUGACCACGGCUUAUACCCCACAGUCCAAUGGUGUAGCAGAACGGGCAAACCGGACCAUUCUGGAGACAGCUAGGGCGCUGCUCAUAGAAUCUGGGCUGAGCAAUUCUAUGUGGCCUCAUGCUGUCCGGCACGCCACUGUCGCUAGGAACAGGGUGCUCACCAAGGUUGGGGAUGACUCGUGGGUGCCGUUGGAGAGGUGGCUUGGGAGGAAGCCGCCGGUGGACAUGCUGAGGGUGUUCGGUUGCAUGGCAGUCGCCCACGUCCCUAAGACCUACCGCAGUAAGUUGGGGGCGAGUGCAAUCUGGUGUGUGCAUUUGGGGCUGGCUGCUGAGAGCAAGGGAUGGCUGCUGUGGGAACCAUCCAAGGGUGUGUUGUUUGACAGCAGGGAUGUGAAAUUCAUUGAGGGCAUGAUGUAUGGGAGCUGGGAGAAACAGCCGGAGGCAAGGGUGUCCCAGCAGAUGGAGCAGAUCACCAUGCAGCUGGACCUGACUCCUAGUGUGUGGGAGGAGGGAGAGGAGGCAGCUGCUGGAAAUGGUGAUGGAGAGAAGGUACAGGAGGCAUCUGCUGGUGGAGAAAAUGGUGUGGAAACUGGCGGCAGCACUAGUGGAGCUGCUGGACCCGAGGGAGGAGAGAAGCAGCAGGGAAAAACUAAGAAGCCGAAGGGUGUCGUUAUGAAGGGAUGGGAGACACCCGUCUCCAGGCCAGGACGUACCCGUAUGGCUACUAAGAAGCUGACUGCAGGAACUGAUGCAGCAGAGCAGCAGCUAGGGACCGAAGAGGCAUUGCUGAUUCUACCUCAUGGCUAUGACCCGGAUGAGGAGGAUGAGCCUGCGUACUGUUUUCUUGCCCCUGCACCAGAGGAACCAGCUAGCAUGGAGGAGGCAUUAGCUGGACCAGAUAGGGACAAGUGGCUGGCUUCUAGGGAUGCUGAGUACCAGAGUCUGCUGGAGAAUAGGACAUGGGAUCUGGUGGUGCUGCCUGAUGGAAAGAAAGCGAUACAAUGCAAGUGGGUGCUGAGGAUCAAGACCGAUGACAAGGGGCAGGUCACCAUCUACAAGAGUAGGCUGGUGGCGAAGGGGUUUAUGCAGAAGGAGAAGCAGGACUUCAACGAGAUCUUUGCUCCCACUGCCAAACCCCCUACCCUCCGUGUCUUGUUGGCAGAUGCAGCUGUUAGUGGGAAAUUCAUCAUUCAGAUGGAUAUUUCAACGGCAUUCCUGAAUGGGAUUUUAGAGGAGGAUGUGUACAUGACGCAGCCGCCUGGAUAUGAGGAUGGUACGGGCAGGGUGUGCAAGCUCAACAAGUCCAUCUACGGCUUGAAGCAGGCGCCACGCUGCUGGUACCAGAAGUUGGCAGCUGUUUUAGAGGAGAUGGGAUUCAGGACCAGCAGCUGUGAUGAGAGCCUCUUUCUCAAGGGCGAGGGGGAGAAGCUGGUGCUGUUUCUGGUCUAUGUGGACGACAUUCUUCUCUUCAGCAGCAGCAUGAAGGAGAUCCAGAAAGUGCAGCAGCAACUGAUGGAAAACUUCAAGUGCAAGAACCUUGGGGAGGUAAAGUACUACCUCGGGAUGCACGUGGAGAGGGAUCCAGAUCACAGGUGGUUGAAGCUGCACCAGGAGAAGUUCAUCAAGGAGCUGGGGGAGAAGUAUGGGAUUGAGAAUGAGCGCAAGGUUGCAACUCCCCUGCCAGCAGAAUUCAAGCUUGUGAAGGCUGCAGAGGAUGAAGGGGUUGAAGCUGAAGAGCAGCAGCAAUUUCAGUCCUUGGUGGGCAGCCUCUUGUACGCAGCAGUUCACACGAGGCCCGACAUCUCUUUCUCGGUUGGGCAGCUGGCUAGGGUGGUGCAGAAUCCAUCAGAGGAGCAGGUGGAUGCAGCUGAGCGUGUGGUCAAGUACCUGAACUCUCACCCAAGCAUUGGAGUUCAAUACUCCGCAUCUGCACAGGUGAAGCAGAAAGGGGUGGAGGUGCUGAAAGAGAAGGGGGAGAGGCUUGGAGAAGGCAAGCUAUUUCUCACUUGCUUUACCGAUGCUACAUGGGCUUCUGAGAAGGAGGAUUCCUCAUCUGUGGGAGGAUACAUCUGCGUAGUUGGGGGAGGACCUGUUAGUUGGAGGUCCAAGAAGCAGACGGAGACGGCACUCUCUUCCGUAGAAUCAGAGUACAUGGCGAUGUUCCAUGGGGUGAAGGAGGUGAUUUGGCUGAGGAGGCUGUUAGAGGAGAUUGGCCAGGAGCAGAAAGUUGCUACGCCGCUGUUUUGUGAUAGCAAGGGGGCUCUUGGGAUGGCCAGGAACGCUGUGCUUCAUGGGCCUGUACAAGCACAUGCGUAUCAAGUGGCACUGGCUGUGUAA